Messenger RNA from Aspergillus eucalypticola CBS 122712, 1438 nucleotides. Its product is annotated as isocitrate dehydrogenase (NAD(+)) IDH2. Lineage: Eukaryota; Fungi; Ascomycota; Eurotiomycetes; Eurotiales; Aspergillaceae. The coding region runs from base 67 to 1224 and encodes 385 amino acids. Gene Ontology annotation, cellular component: mitochondrion. The record is from RefSeq and is a predicted model, not a curated record. Gene Ontology annotation, biological process: tricarboxylic acid cycle; isocitrate metabolic process. The transcript is spliced from 6 exons. Gene Ontology annotation, molecular function: magnesium ion binding; NAD binding; isocitrate dehydrogenase (NAD+) activity.
CCCCCCAAUUCCUUCUUUUUAUUCCACCCUUGACCGUUUGACGUCGAUCUCGGGGACUUUAUCACAAUGAUUGCCGCCAGGAACUUUGUCGCUCCCGUCCGUCAAUGCUUGCGGACAACACGUGUGUCCCCUCGCAUUGCCUCGCCCUUCUCGCAGCUCCGCACUUACUCCGUUGCUGCCGAUGAGCGCGUCGCCAAGUUCAAGGGUCAGAAGGACACUGAUGGAAAAUACACUGUUACCCUGAUCGAGGGUGACGGUAUCGGUCCCGAGAUCUCCCAGUCGGUGAAGGAUAUCUUCGCUGCCGCAAACGCCCCUGUCAAGUGGGAGCCCGUCGAUGUUACUCCCAUCCUGAAGGACGGCAAGACCGCCAUCCCCGACGAAGCCAUCAAGAGCGUCCAGAAGAACUACGUUGCGCUCAAGGGUCCUCUUGCUACCCCCGUCGGUAAGGGACACGUCUCUCUGAACUUGACCCUCCGUCGUACUUUCAACCUCUUCGCCAACGUCCGUCCCUGCCGUUCCGUUGCCGGUUACAAGACCCCUUACGACAAUGUCGACACCGUCCUGAUCCGUGAGAACACCGAGGGUGAAUACUCCGGCAUUGAGCACGUCGUUGUCGACGGUGUCGUCCAGAGCAUCAAGCUCAUCACCAAGGAGGCCUCCGAGAGAGUGCUCCGCUUCGCCUUCCAGUACGCUCGUUCCAUCAACAAGAAGAAGGUCCGUGUCGUGCACAAGGCCACCAUCAUGAAGAUGUCCGACGGUCUCUUCCUCAACCUUGCUCGUGACAUCGCCAAGGAGUUCCCCGACGUCGAGUUCGAUGCUGAGCUGCUGGACAACUCUUGCCUGAAGAUCGUUACCGACCCCACCCCUUACAACGACAAGGUCCUUGUCAUGCCCAACCUGUACGGUGACAUUCUGUCCGACAUGUGCGCCGGUCUGAUCGGUGGUCUUGGUCUGACCCCCUCCGGUAACAUUGGUGACGAGUGCUCCAUCUUCGAGGCCGUCCACGGUUCUGCCCCCGACAUUGCUGGCAAGGGUCUUGCCAACCCCACUGCUCUGCUUCUGAGCAGUAUCAUGAUGCUUCAGCACAUGGGUCUGAACGAGCACGCCGCUCGUAUCCAGAAGGCUACUUUCGACACCCUCGCCGAAGGAAAGGCCCUCACCGGUGACUUGGGUGGUUCCGCCAAGACCCACGAGUAUGCUGAGGCCAUCAUGAAGCGUCUGUAAGGGAUUGGAACAUGCCUGUACUAUUCCCCUAAAUUGUUUCCUUUUUAGCCUGUGAAUGACUCUAGACCAAAUAUGUAGUGAUCUACUGUAUGUGCUCCCAUGUAUUUAGAUGCCAUCUAUGUUGUUUUACUUUCUACCUCGAUUUUUCCUACACCCAAUCUGUUCAGUCAUUGUUGGAGAAAGAAAGAUACUAGUAGCGAAUAGCAUGAUCGAC